This is a messenger RNA of Musa acuminata AAA Group (dessert banana), 1280 nucleotides long. RefSeq lists its product as uncharacterized. Gene Ontology annotation, cellular component: ribosome; mitochondrial large ribosomal subunit. The record is from RefSeq and is a predicted model, not a curated record. The transcript is spliced from 8 exons. NCBI's taxonomy places the organism in Eukaryota, Viridiplantae, Streptophyta, Magnoliopsida, Zingiberales, Musaceae. Gene Ontology annotation, biological process: translation. Bases 249 to 1052 code for a protein of 267 amino acids. Gene Ontology annotation, molecular function: structural constituent of ribosome.
UCGCCCGGUAUUUCCAUCACCCCCGAAGUUGAACCCUAGCGAAGCGAAGCAAAGCAAGCCCGACUGCCGCCGGCGAGUUACUGAGAGCCGGUCGUCGCUCGCUGCCUCUCUCCCAAUUCUCAAGCCUUGCCUGUCGUCGCCGGCCGCCGCCAAGUGGUCGGGCAAAAGGGGGGGGUUGGGUUGUUGAUCUUGGUUUCGAUGAUCGAUUUUUGGGAGCAGUCGAGCUGUAUUGUCCUGAAUUAGAUACCAUGGUGGGAUGGCAAAGGUGCCUACGUUCUGUUCUUCGCCAGGUCAAUACCAUGAUGGAGCGCAAUGGCCGUUCAUCUGCCAUUGGGUAUGAUGCUUGCACUAAGCUCUAUUCACCAGGCCAAUUUGCACAUCCAUGGAUAGUUUCUGAUAUUUCUUCCUCAAGAAUUGGAAGGCCUUCCUAUCAAUAUUUGCAACAUUUGCAAAUUUCCAGUUCGAGGAAACUGUUUGCGGAAGAAGAUGCAAACAUUGUACCUAUUUCAUCCCCUUUGACACCUCUUAUGGGGGAUCCUAUGAAGACUGGAAAAAAUGAUGCACUAUCAAAACCAUUGAGGGUUCAAGCUAUUAAGAAAGAUAUAAGACAGAGUCCCAAGAAGGUUAAUCUGGUUGCUAAACUAGUACGUGGAAUGCGUGUUGAAGAUGCUCUGUUGCAACUGCAAGUAACUGUCAAACGAGCUGCAAAGACCGUCUAUCAGGUGAUACAUUCAGCCCGAGCUAAUGCAGCUCAUAAUCAUGGACUGGACCCAGAUCGUCUUCUUGUUGACGAAGCCUUCGUCGGGAAGGGUGUGCAUCUGAAGCGGAUAUCCUACCAUGCUAAAGGGAGGAGUGGGAUCAUGGUGAGACCUAAAUGUCGCCUGACGGUGGUGGUGAGAGAAACCACCCCAGAAGAGGAGGCGAAGAUAGCCAAGCUGCGGGUUAGCAACUUCAAGAAGCUGACGAGGCGGGAGAGGCAGCUCUUCCCUCAUCAGCUCAUCGAGACCACUCCCAGGUGGGGCAGAAAGCGGGAAGCGGCUGCACCGGUGUAAUGUAUCCUUCUCUGCACGGUGCUCAGGAAAGAGAUUGGAUUCAUCUGCUUUAUUGUUGAGGUCCGUCUCAAAAAACACAUCUGCAAGUAACUUGGAGCUGCCGAAGAAUAAAUGUUGAAGUCUUUCGCUGCUUGAGUUGGGACAGGAAAAGUGCAAAGCACACAUGACUUCAUGUAAACAUGCCAAGGAUGUUUGUGAGUAUUUAACUCCUUUGUUCUUUUCAGAUUA